UUGGAGGCGGCGGCGGGAACUGCCCACGAGGAACCAGCGGGGAUCACGACACAACCGGCGGACUCAGGACCGGGAGACGGCAGGGACGACAAUGAUGCAGCGCUUCCGGAAGCUGGCACCUGGAGCCGCCAAGGAGCCCGAGCAGGUGCCCGAAUGGUUGUGGAACCUUGGGAUGUAGAGGCGUUUAGGGCCAUCCAAGCCUCCAUAGCGCCCAGGACACGGGUUGCCUACGACAAAAGGGUCAGGGCCUUUCUGCAGUUUAGAGCUCAGGUAGGAUUGGUCCAUGUGUGGCCUGUGCCGCCGGAACAGCUGAUGCAGUACCUGGUGCACCUCCGUGCCCAGGGGCUGGCGGUGAGCACCAUGGCCGGCCAUUUGGCUGCGCUGGCUUUCUUUGGGAAAGCAAGGGGCCUCCCCGACCAUUCUGGGGACUUCAGGGUCCGGCACAUGCUGGAGGGCUGGGCGAGGGAGACGCCCGUGCAACCUGACCGACGUAGGCCGGUCACCCCAGAGGCGCUGCAGCUGGCACUGCAGCAACUUGCCGGGGCUUGUGCGUCUCCUUAUGAGGAGGUCCUGUUCAGGGCGGCAGCCUUGGUUGCUUUCUUCGGGGCCUUUAGGGUUGGAGAGAUGUUCCCCAGGAGCAGGCGCGGCCCCACGAGUAGGGUACUUCAAUUCAGUGACCUCACCGUGGGUGCUUCCCGGGUGGUACUGCACCUUAGGUUUUCAAAAACAGAUCAGAGAGGCAAGGGGCAGAGUGUCGCGCUGCAUGCCACUGGCGACCCGGGCUUGUGCCCAGUCCGUGCACUGAAGGACUACACGGAGGCCAGGGGUUCAGCUAUGGGGUGCCUCUUUAUCCACACUAAUGGGCGCCACGUGACCCAAUUCCAGUUUUGGGCGGUGAUGAGGAGAGCCUUUGUGGCGGCGGGGGUGCCUACCCAGGAUCUGGCCCCCCACUCCUUUCGGAUUGGGGCGGCUUCCAUGGCUGCUCGGAUGGGUUAUUCGGGCCCGGAAAUCCAGCGGCUGGGCAGGUGGCGGUCAGCGGCUUACCGCCGAUACGUGCGGUAGAUGGGCGCAUAAGAUCUGCCCCACCCCACCCCCACCCACGAACCAUUUAUUUGUGCCACUCCUAACGCUUUCUCCUCUUGCGCAGGGCC
Messenger RNA from Hemicordylus capensis (graceful crag lizard), 1151 nucleotides. RefSeq lists its product as uncharacterized. Gene Ontology annotation, molecular function: DNA binding. The record is from RefSeq and is a predicted model, not a curated record. Gene Ontology annotation, biological process: DNA integration; DNA recombination. The transcript has 2 exons. Bases 154 to 1062 code for a protein of 302 amino acids. Lineage: Eukaryota; Metazoa; Chordata; Lepidosauria; Squamata; Cordylidae.